AUGGUGCAAAGAACCUUUACGCUCAUCCCGAAAUUCCCGGGUCGCGAUGAAACUACCGACAAACCGCCCCCGCGGCCUAUGACGUCGAAACAAGUUCGGAAUGCAUACAAAGCCGCAAAUAAAGGACCGAAACUCACCCGAGCUGAGCAAUGGAAACAAGAGAAAGCUGAACAGGAGAGGAUAAGAAAAGAAUUCGAACGUGAAAAGGCGGCGGCCAAGGCCAAAGUUGUACGGGAUAAGAAGAAGGAGAAGGAAUUGGCCGAGAAGGAAGAGAAGCGGAAGAAGAGAAUGCCACUUGUCAAUGUUCGACCAAGUCAAGAAACUAUUUCGUGGUUUGUGAGAGGUAAUGGGUCUACGAAGAAAAGGGAUGCACAGGGAAAGGAAGUCGACGAGAUUAAUACGACGACGAACGAGGACAAUGAUGACACGAAAGAAACUACAAGCGCAAACGAUGAUGAAACGGAACAACCUGUUAUGAAGAUACGGAAGUUGGAUGAUAUACUGGAAGACGAUGAAGAUAUAUCCGAUCCUGAGAAUGUCGGGUUAAGAACGAGGGAACCAUCACCAAACCUCUCCAAGGAACAACAAAGAAUCGAAGGGCCUUUGAGAGAAACAAAGGAAGACGGCGCUACCGAACCUGUAGAAGAGGCGCCACUAAGUGCUGAGACUCAAAUGCCAGCACCGAAACUACCAAUACCAGAAAUCGAGCUUGAAGGAAUGGAAGACGAAUUGGAUGAGGAUUUCGAGGAGGAUCUGGCACUUGGUAUGCUGGAAGACAUCGAAGCAGCCAUGGACAAGCCGGCCCCCGAAACAACCCAUGCUAUCGAUGCUGUCCCAAGAUGCUCUAUCAAACCAAACUCGGCAGUAACGCAACCGCCAGUUAAUAACACCAAAAAACCAGCAUCCGAUCGCUACGCCAAGGAUCUGGGUCUACACCGUCCGUCUUCCCCAACUUUUAUCAAACCGCCUCUUCCCCAGCGUUCACCACGAAACUUGGAAGCAGGGUCUUCAUCACCACCAAGACAGGAACCACCAAUGAGUACUCAAGCUAUCCUGUACAAUCUGGACGACUUCUUCCCCUCUUCCUCUCAACAAGCACGCGAACUCGAGGAAGACCUGGACGACGACAACUUGAUGCCAUCGGCGCCCUUACAUCUCGCACCGAUAGCAGAAGAGGAAGAAGAUUUUGAUUUUGAAGAACUUGAGAAAUCUCCAGAACAACUUCGCUUACCGGUACUCAAUCCAGCCCUUGAAUCACCACCUCCGCCACCGAGGCGCUUCUUCACAUCCUCUGGGUCGCAUGAACGAAUGUGUCUUGCUCUCCAGCGAAGUCGCCGUACAGCAGCAUUGGAGCAGAUUCAACAGCGUGAAAGAUCGCGAAUCCAGGCCGGAAAUCGCCAAGUCGUUAAAACCGACCAAUCUGCCAAAAAGCCACAAGUUUUUGCCAAACCCCCACCACAACAUAUUCAACGCAAUGAGCCUCGACAAGUUCCUUCCAAAACACCAGCACCGCCUCAACAGAAACAUCACAUUAACAAACCUUCUCCCCCAAAGCGUACGGAGACGCCAAAGCAACUUCACCAACAGCCCUCUAGAACAUCACUCGCACCCCACAACGUGAACACUCCCAAGCGAGUUCAUCCACCGAAACAAACGCCCCCAGUACGGCGGCCAUCACAAGAAACCAAGGAGAACCAGAGGCCGUCACAAGAGCCUUUUGCGUUUAGUGCUUCGCAAGAGUCAUACGGCGGAGAUUGGGUAGAUGACAUUGCGCUAGAACUCAUGAUUUAA
This is a messenger RNA of Fusarium poae, 1791 nucleotides long. RefSeq lists its product as uncharacterized. The record is from RefSeq and is a predicted model, not a curated record. The coding region runs from base 1 to 1791 and encodes 596 amino acids. The transcript has a single exon. Lineage: Eukaryota; Fungi; Ascomycota; Sordariomycetes; Hypocreales; Nectriaceae.